GUUAAUAUGAAUUGUUAGGUUUUGUUGAUGACUUGUAUUUUUGUUUUUGGCAAACUUUAUUCUUGUGAUCAGCUGAUUGGCUUUAGUUUAAAUUAUGUGAGUGUGUUGGAAUAUUACUUUUACAGUUUGUUGAUGAUGAUCAUACCAGUGAACAAGUCCAAAAGCAAUUAGUGUAACUCAUCUAGUGAUGUAUCAGUGUAAGCCAUGAAGUUGAGUGUGAGUGCGUACCGCGCUCAUGCGUCGGCGCACAAGAAGAUCCUGACGUCAUCGUACCAGCAACACUAUGGAAGCACCGCCGCGCCAUCUUGUAAUCCUCUGCAACCGACGAACUUCACACCGCAGGCUGAAGAAGGCACUACCAGGACAUCAGAAGGUGAGGACAAUGAUGGGAGUGACGUCAACGCCGGCUCAUCAAGAGCUCUGUCGACAGCCACGUCCAAGGAAGAAGACGAUGACUCGAGCAUCAAUGUUAGCAAUGGAAGCAAGAGCUCAGGACAAAGGCGACCAAUCAUUCCAUCGGGCUCAACACGUUCUUGCAAGUCCAUCGAGGACUCAGGGAUGCCUGAUUCCGACAAACGAGGCCAUAGGUGGAGACACGUCCAAGCUGUUAUGGCUUACUACCAGGCACUCAGGAAAAUAAAGAGAACGAAGUCCAAUCAGAGAUGGAUGAAGUUAAGGACAACUGUGCAGCUCAGUUCGGCAAUACAGAAGAAGCCUCCAUUGAAGAGAGAAGACUCGUUUCUGAAGAGAUUCUCGACUCGUCAAAUACCAGAGACACAGGAAACAGUAGAAGAUACUGGAUCGGAAGGUGCUACCGGUGAUCAAAGAUCGACCACUAGACAGAGGCGGCGCAAAGUAAGAGUUCCAAGAACUGUCGUGAAUCCUGAUGAAAACUUCUACUUCUACUGGCUCUGGAUGAUCACUAUCUGUGUAUUGUACAAUCUCUGGACGCUCAUCGUGAGGCAGAGCUUCCCUGAACUUCAGGCCAUGUGCCACUACUUCUGGGUCGCGUGCGACGGCAUCAGUGACAUAAUAUUUGCACUGGACCUCGUCGUCCAGUUGAGGACUGGAUAUCUUGAACAAGGUUUGAUGGUGUAUGAUUCAAGCAAGCUAGCCAAGCAUUACCUGGCCUCACGCCCUUUUCUGUUUGACAUUGCGGCGCUGACGCCUCUCGAUCUAUUGCAGCUCAAGUUUGGCACCCAACCUAUGAUUAGGUUUCCAAGAUUCCUUAAGGUUUAUAGAGCUAUUAGCUGCUACUACAUCGUGGAAUCGAGAACAGUCUACCCAAACUUCUGGCGAGUAAUCAACUUGAUUCAUAUUCUGCUCAUCCUUGCGCAUUGGUUCGGCUGCUUCUAUUUCCUCCUCUCCGAAGCUGAAGGGUUUCAGGUACUUUUGUAAAAGCCGUUUCUCGUCUUCUUGGAUGUCUGGGCUACAACUCCUUGGAAGCAAUAAGCGCC
Leptidea sinapis is the source of this 1457-nucleotide messenger RNA. RefSeq names its product cyclic nucleotide-gated cation channel alpha-3 (gene Cngl). Gene Ontology annotation, biological process: monoatomic ion transport; transmembrane transport. Gene Ontology annotation, molecular function: protein-containing complex binding; monoatomic ion channel activity. The transcript has 10 exons. Bases 205 to 1398 code for a protein of 397 amino acids. The record is from RefSeq and is a predicted model, not a curated record. Lineage: Eukaryota; Metazoa; Arthropoda; Insecta; Lepidoptera; Pieridae. Gene Ontology annotation, cellular component: membrane.